Brettanomyces nanus is the source of this 1710-nucleotide messenger RNA. RefSeq lists its product as uncharacterized. Gene Ontology annotation, cellular component: cytoplasm. The transcript has a single exon. Gene Ontology annotation, molecular function: glycosyltransferase activity. NCBI's taxonomy places the organism in Eukaryota, Fungi, Ascomycota, Pichiomycetes, Pichiales, Pichiaceae. The record is from RefSeq and is a predicted model, not a curated record. Bases 1 to 1710 code for a protein of 569 amino acids.
AUGGGACACGCUUACGCCUAUACCACUCUACUACUAACAUCCAGUUAUCUUCCUGGAACACUAGCUCUAUGCCAGUCGCUCCGGAAUAGCGGAUCUAUUAUUCCUAUAGUUCUCCUCUAUUCCAAGGGUAACGUCAAGCCAGAGAUUGUGCAACGGUUGACCGAUUCUGGUUUAUUUUCGCAGAUGCUUAACGUUGACAAUGAUAUCAUUGUCUCAAGAAAUCGAUAUGAAUUGGUGAAUUUAUUGAAGCGUUCCGAGUUGGACAAGACUUUGACUAAAUUAAACUGCUGGCGGUUAAUUAGCUAUGAAAAAAUCAUUUAUCUCGACUCUGACACUUUGGUUGUGAGAAACAUCGAUCAUCUCUUUGACUUGCAUAUCGACUCUUCACAGAUCUAUGCUGCCCCUGACUGCGGUUGGCCAGACUGCUUCAAUUCCGGUGUGUUCUUGUUUAAACCCGACUUGGAAACAUUUAGGCAGCUAAAAGAAUUCUCCGAGACUGCCGAUUCUUUUGAUGGUUCUGAUCAAGGAUUGCUGAACGAGUUCUUCAACCUCUCUGGACCUCAAAAUUACCACUGGUCCAGGCUUUCGUUUUCAUACAACUGUACAUUGAACACAAACUAUGAAUAUGUUCCAGCUCUUAUCCGAUUCCAUAAUGAUAUCAGGAUUGUUCAUUUCAUUGGCUCUUUAAAGCCUUGGAAUAAUCGUAUCUCCUCAUAUGAUUCCAAAUUAUUCAAAUUAGACCUCUAUGGCACCGGUGUUCUCAAGAAUUUCCAGCAAUUGUGGUGGGAUUGUUAUGAUAGUGUUGUUGUUGGGGACAUCAACUCCGUUAAAUUACUUGAAUUGUCCGGAAAUUUGCAACCCCGGCCUUCUUUGGAGCCUCCAAAGUCCGAAUCUGCAUCGCAGAACUUGAUCAAUCAGCAGAAGGAUCAUUCUCAAACUGAGUCUUCCCCUCAAAAGGGGGGGGCUUCUGAGAUCAACUUUCCAACCUACUAUUACAAACAGGCGGACUAUCAGAAACCACUUGAGGACCAGUCUGCAAAGGGUGAAGCAUGGAGGUUGGAUGAACCUAGAUUCAAUUUUCCGACUGACACUACUGAUUCUAUUCCUCCAGCUUCUGAAAUUACAAGCAAUAGCAAAACAACCACCAUCAAUUUUAAGUCCCCUGCUGAAGCUGAUGUUACUGCGCAUGACUACACUCAGGAUUAUGUCAAAGAUCAUCCGAUUUUCCCAUGGGAAAAAGAAGUUUCCCGUUCCUCUGCCACCAGGGUCUUCUAUAAUUCCCCUGCUUACAAGCCUCCUGCUUACACCAUUUCUAUGUACAAGGAAAAGAAGACUUUGAGUUCUCCUAGUUACACACAGAACCCUGACAAUUCUCCUAAAGAAAGAUUUGUUGGCUUCGAUGAUGGUGAUGAACUAGAACACUAUCUAGAGGCGGUGGAAAAGUUGCCAUCCGUUCAGAAUGAGGAUGAAGUUGAGGAAGAUGAGGCCAGGAUCGAAAACGAAGAGGAUGAAAGGAUUGCUACAAAUCCAGAAAUGGCAAAAGUGGAAAAGGAUCUUGAUGAUGACGACUUGAAAGAUGCUAUCUUAGAAGAGAACCAUCAAGAUCAAUAUCUGAAGGACUCGGAACAGCGAGAAGAGGCCAAUAAGCAAGUUGACGCAGUAAUUGAAGACUUAACUGAUAAGGUCAGCGCCCAAUUACAGAUUCAAUGA